This is a messenger RNA of Acanthoscelides obtectus, 444 nucleotides long. The record is from the annotation of a GenBank genome assembly. Lineage: Eukaryota; Metazoa; Arthropoda; Insecta; Coleoptera; Chrysomelidae.
AUGAAUCAUGAAAUCUACGAAGAACUGCUCUUCGCAAGAACUUUGAUAACCGACACUAAAGAUUUUGAAUCUAGGUUUGAGGAUAUUUUGACUAUGGUAAUACCACCGUGGAUAAUUAAUCCAUAUGGUGACAUAGAAGAAACUAAUGUCAUAAUACAAGAGGAACUGACUGAACUAAGUGCAAAUGAAGAACUUAAGGUUCAGUUUAAAAACGGAUAUCAGCAAUUCUGGCUGCAAAACAACAUACCCGUUACUUAUCCCGGAAAAGCGAGUUACAUUACAAACAAAUUUACAGAGAAUGAAAAAAGUCCUGCAUCAUCUUUACAGCACAGAGCAGAGAAUUUGUCUGCUCUCAAUAGACGUAGAAUGCGCAAGCGGCGAACUAUUCUGUACGCGAAGAUUAAAAGUUUGGAAAAUGAAGAUAAGGAACGCAGUCAAGCUUAG